AUGAAAGGAGUAUCUAAGGAAGCGUCUAGAGCUUCUUGUAAAAAAUGUGGAUAUUCAGGUCACCUGACGUAUCAGUGCCGUAACUUUAUUAAAGUUGAUCCGAAUAAAGAUAUCGUUUUAGACGUUAGCAGUACAAGUAGCGAAAGCGAAGACGACACAUUAACUCCACUUACCGCAUUACAAAAAAAAAAGGAAAUCUAA
Molecule: messenger RNA, 201 nt
Organism: Pediculus humanus corporis (human body louse)
Lineage: Eukaryota; Metazoa; Arthropoda; Insecta; Psocodea; Pediculidae
Exons: 2
Coding region: 1-201 (66 amino acids)
Molecular function (GO): zinc ion binding; nucleic acid binding
Source: RefSeq, a predicted model, not a curated record